This is a messenger RNA of Rhopalosiphum maidis (corn leaf aphid), 1712 nucleotides long. RefSeq lists its product as uncharacterized. Gene Ontology annotation, cellular component: membrane. Gene Ontology annotation, biological process: sensory perception of taste. The coding region runs from base 458 to 1387 and encodes 309 amino acids. The record is from RefSeq and is a predicted model, not a curated record. The transcript is spliced from 8 exons. Lineage: Eukaryota; Metazoa; Arthropoda; Insecta; Hemiptera; Aphididae.
UAGGUUGUGUUUUAACUCAUCGUAUAGUACCGUCGGUCGUUUAUACCGGUCGUAUAACAGUCCGUCGAUAUAUGGUUUUGUACGAGAACAAUAUGAGUGUAUAUCAUACACAUAAUAAUAUUAUAAUGUCAACGACGCGCAAGCAUAUUAUAUGAGCAGCGGUUCAUUGAAAUAAUAUCUACCUACGUCGGCUUGAAGAUAAUAUAUAAUAAUGAUCUGAGGCGUUCCUUAUUAUGGUAAAAAAACGUAAAGUCGGAGUUUAUCAGUCAUAACACUUAUGUUUUUGGAAUACAUUUUUAACAAUGUUGGAGUUUUAAGUCAAACGUAAUAGGUGUCGAUUAUUGUCACGCAUUAAAAAGUUAACGUUAGUACAACGUAUUGUGUAAGCAAAAAUUUUGGGAAAAUCGUCUUUAGAAUUCAAUAAAGUAUAUUGCAUAUUAUACAGCGUUGACAGAGAAUGAUCAACGGAAUAAUCGAAUUUGACAGAAAAGUCGAUGGACUUCCACUGACGGUAUUGGGAGAACUAACUUGUUCGACGACGAGAUACAAUUGGAAUAUAUUUUUGGCCGUGGUACUCAUGUGUUACAUCAGUCUUCAAAUAUGUUCAUUGUUGCUGUGGCCGCCGGCAAGAUUUGACUUCAGCACCGUCGUUAAAUAUUUUUUUGAGAUGCCAUGCAUCACGGAGUUCGUGAUUUUCGCCACGUCGUACUUUUAUCUCCACAAUUUGGGAUAUAGAUUUAACAUAUUGAAUAGUUUUUGUAAGCGGUUACUUGACGGACUUGUUACCACCACCGACACACCGACACAAUCCGAAAUCUCUAAUUUCAUAGAAAAUAUACGGUUACUACACGCUGAACUGUGUGAAUUGUUGCGUACCUUUAGUUCGGGCUACGGUGUGGUGUUGUUGUUUUUCUUUGUGUCCAAUUUUUUGGAUCUCUUGCGGUAUUUAUACUAUUUAUUACACAUGUCCAGAUAUUUGUCGUCCAAAAAUAAUGCUUACUUUAGCACUUUAAACAGCUUAAUGACCAUUGUGAUUUGUUCACAAAACGUCAUCUUCGUUUUGAUUUUACUAAUUUCUGUAACUUGGAUAAAUAAAAAGAAAAUGGAAAUAGUUUCAUUUCUAAGAUUAAUACAUAUUUCAAAACUACCAUUUGGUACUAAGUCGCAAAUCAAAAUGUUUAUGAAUCAAUUAUCAACUUACGAAUGUGAUCAAAUUACAGCUUAUGGUAUUUUUCCUAUGGAUUUGCGAUUUAUAUUAUCAUUCCUCUUAAUAAUCACGACAACUUUGGCCACAUCGUUACAAAUGAAAGAACAUCCAUAUUUGGUUAAAUUUAACAGAGCGUACCAUUCAUAUUUAAAGUUCGAAUACUUACAUUUGCACGAAUAAGUAUAAUAAGUAUAUAACGUCUCACUUAAUCACGUAUCUGAACGUAUUGGAUUAUAUCACGUCAUGUCAUAUCAUAAAGAUUAAUUUAUUAUUGUGAGUUAUACUUUAAGGCUUAAGCACCUACGUAAGUGUGUUUUUAGUAUUGUAUCGUUUUUUUGUAAAUAAAUAGCAUUUGUUAUAAGUAAUAUUAAAUGGAAAUUCUUAUUAUGGUAAUUUAUAAAUAUUCAACUUCUAAGGAACACUUAAGAAAUUAUACAUUUAAUGAUGACCAUACAUUUGAAUUAUAAAAUAUUUAACAGUAACACUCGUCACCGUUGUGGAAAUA